Carica papaya (papaya) is the source of this 514-nucleotide messenger RNA. Its product is annotated as 30S ribosomal protein S31. The record is from RefSeq and is a predicted model, not a curated record. Gene Ontology annotation, cellular component: plastid; ribosome. NCBI's taxonomy places the organism in Eukaryota, Viridiplantae, Streptophyta, Magnoliopsida, Brassicales, Caricaceae. Gene Ontology annotation, biological process: plastid translation.
UGUACAAUACGCGCAGUCACGGGUGCAGGAGGAGCAGAGUAGGGGUGUGUAGCGUGUUAUGGCGAUGAUACAGUGGUGCGGUGCCAUAGCGAGGCGGGUGAUGACGACGCCGCGGCCGGCGUUACCUUCUGCAUCAGCAUCAUCGACGAUGGUGCUGUGCGGGCGCGGGGACAAGAAGACGAAGAAAGGGAAGAGAUUCAAAGGGUCAUACGGCAACGCGAGGCCCAAGAAGGAGAAGAAGAUAGAGCGAAUCAAGGACAGGGUGGAAGUCCCCAGGUCCACCCCUUGGCCGCUCCCUUUCAAGUUGAUCUGAUUUAAUCUUUCCUCCAUUGAAAUACCUUAGGAACUACCAUGUCAUGAUAACCUCUAGUUCAUUCAGAGUUUGUUUUUUUGAAAAAUGUUUGGUGAUGAUGGUAUGUGACUGGAAGCUGUAAAUUUCCUAUAAAAUCAAUGGAUUUAACGUCAGCUUUUUGUUUAUAUUUGUUCAAGUAAUGUUUUGAUUCAUUUCUUAAAA